Messenger RNA from Balaenoptera musculus (blue whale), 4123 nucleotides. It is a transcript of the gene ARMC12, whose product is annotated as armadillo repeat containing 12. NCBI's taxonomy places the organism in Eukaryota, Metazoa, Chordata, Mammalia, Artiodactyla, Balaenopteridae. The coding region runs from base 2781 to 3884 and encodes 367 amino acids. Gene Ontology annotation, cellular component: nucleus. The transcript is spliced from 8 exons. The record is from RefSeq and is a predicted model, not a curated record.
UAGAGAAGCCCGAGACCCCGCACAGCCAAAAAUAAAUAAAUAAAUUUAAAACAAAAAACAAAAGCAGUUACUCCAAAGAAAGGACAGUCCUUGACUUUCCACCAAUGAAUACACAUUCCUUUUUUUUUUAAAUCGUGCUGUGGACUAGCAAAAAUGUCACACUGGGGAUGCCUCUGCUUCUAAUGCAUCCAAAACAUUUGAGGGCAGAACCCAAAGGAAUGGACUUAGGUAUAUAUAGCAAGAGGGAGUUAAGUUAGAGCCAAGAAAGAACUCUCCUUCUUUGGAGAUCUUUAAAGAGCAGGUGAGUACUGCAUUUGCUUAGAACGUGAGGGUUGCAGGAUCAGCUCCAUGGACUGGGGAGGCCAGUAGCUCUGGGUUCCGCCUCAGAGAAGGACCAAUCCUCAGAUCCACCAGGGGAGCCUUGGAACCUAAAACAGUCCCUUCAGGCAGCCAUUUUCUGCCCGGAGUUCAUGGAGCUUGAUAGGUGGUCCCAUGGUAGUGGGGGGGCCUCCAGGGGCCUCUGUCACCCUUCACUACAGGGAGUCCGUGUAGUCACCCACUGUUGGGCUGCACCCUGCAGGCCUGUAAGCCUUAUAGUUGCCCAGCCUUAGACUGAAGAAAGAGCCCGGGACAGCAACAGAGACAUUCAUGGUGCCGAAUUCAUGCCGGCGAGGCAGUAUAAGAACAGCCCACAGGGUUAAUAUAAUGGUGCCUUUCUCCAGUGGGAGCCUGGAUUAACUACCUUAGUAGUCUUAGGUGGGGCCAGGUAUAAACCAGGUGAAAUCUGUAAAUCCCUUUCCAAUCCUAUUCCCCAUGGGACAGCAAACGCAAACCACCAGAGAUUUACCUGCCAGUCCCAGGACUAUUUGAUAGUGUGUUCCUCUGGGGGUAGAUCCUGUAGCGAAGGUAGCGAAGGCAAAAGUGAGUUACUGUCCUGAGAGAUAGUUGGCAGCGGUCUUUCGGUGGUCAACAGUUGAACUUGGAUUGUAUUGACUAGUUGCCUCUGGGUUAACAUGGCCCUGGGAUGAUUGCUCCUGGGAUGUUCAGCUACAGUUCAUAGAGCUUGAGUGAACCUCUGGUCCACCUGUUGAGAGAGCGGGUUUUCAUCUCAAUUGUUAAGUAAUCCUUUCAUCCUUUCCAUUAGCCUGGCAGCAGUGGGGUCGUAAAGCAGGUGGAAAUGCCAGUGUGUGUCAUUUUUAUCAGCCCAUUCCUGAACUUCAUGACUGGUAAAGUGGAUUCCUUUGUCACUAUUGAUGUCCGUGGGGUCCUGUAUACACACAGCUGUCCUAGACCCCAAAUAGUGGUUUUUUGCAUCGCUAGAUGACUCGGGUAGGCCUUUUGUAAUGUCUUCCACCUGUUGUAAGCUGCAUAUAGCUGUUGUUCCAUCAUACUGUAUAUCAUUGCUCUGCCUGCUUCCAUAGCAGGGGUCAGAAGCCCAAGGGUACUCUUAUUUUGCUGUAGCACAGGCCCCAACCAAACUUUUCCAGGUUACUGGCCAUGUCCAAUUCACAAGACUGUCCCUGAAUUAAUAUCCCCUAAAGCCUGUGUCUAAUUGUUUAGGGGUGAGAGGCUGGGGGUACGCUUGUCUUUUGUAGAUAAUCCAGGUCCUUGCGUUUGGUCUGUAUUCACCAGCCAUCCCCGUGCAGUCAGAUGAGCCACCAGCAUAGGGCUGCUACUUUUAAACUGGAAAGAAGCUCUGAAGUUAACAGAGUGGAAGAGAAUCAAUAUAAUGGAAGAGAAAGACACCUCUCAUGGUAGUCAGCUGCCACAGGGCCCCAUAGGCUAGUGGACGGCCACCUCAGGAUCACCCCUGCAACCUUCCAUUCCCUGUCCUUACUUCACGACAUCUCGGUAGCUUCUUCAGCCUCCUGGCCGGCUCCCCAGUCGUUGGGCUGCACCGUGCAGUCCUGAAAGCCUUGUAGUUGCCCAGCCUCAAGAUUGAAGAAAGAGUCUGGAGACAGCGACAAAGACAUCAGUGGUUUAUUGGACAGGGGCGUCUUAAGCAAAAGGUUAAGACCCACCGAUUAUGGCAACACCCCACCGAUUAUGGCUGGCAGGCAGGCAGGCCAUGGCAGAAAUCUUCGCUACUCGGGGGGAGAAGGAGGCUACUAUUUAUAGGGAGAAUUGACGUCAGGUUGGCUUAUCAGUUACCAGGGAAACCAGCUGGGGCACAUCCGUCACAGCCCCUCAGAUUAACGACCAUCACGAGGGCAGAUGUUUCCCUUUAAUAAAUUAGCAGGUAGAGCAGGGAUUAAAUCAGUCGCUAGCUGGGGCAGGGGGCAAACAUGUUCACAUGAGUAGGGCGCGGGUGGAACGGACUGGUCGAGCAGAGGAUGUACUAAGAGCAAGAGAACAGCCAUCUUGAAUGGCCUGACCAUACAUCCACCUUGGGGCUGUGUAGAGUGCCAGGAAUGACCCUUGAGGAGGGCUGGGGAUGGGAGGGAAGAAAGGAAGAGAAUGGCCCCCGGGAAUGUUGCCUGCAGCCUAGGGUGACAUGGACGAAGGCUCUGAGUGGACAGACCUGGCUGGCUGCAGCAUCCGUGGGGAUGCCGUUUCCCUAUUUCCCCACCUCCUGCAAACCCAGGUGCAGCCCACGGCCCAGAGCCUUCCAAUAGGAGCUCAAGACCAGGCAGCUGAAGCCCUGUUCUGGUGCAUCUACGCUCAGUGCUGGCUCUGGGUCUGAGCCUGGCUUGGGCUCCUCCCUGCUCUGUACCGGAAGUCCUCAAAGAAUGACAGAAGUCAUAACUUGAGCAUCUACUAAGUGCAGGACUCUGUGCUGGAUGUUGGAGACGCAGAGACAACUGCCCUCAGGAGCUUUUGGUCAACAGAGUUCUGGUUCCGGAAGGCCUUUGCUAGGUGCCUCGGGCAUGUGCUGCAUCCCCCAGCGCCUGGGGCAAAUGGACAUCUGCAAAGGUGUAGUGAGCCUGGCCACAGCCGCUGGGGCCAUCUACCUGCUCUACAAGGCCAUCAGGGCCGGCAUAAGAUGUCAACCGCCCCUCUGCUCUGCCUCACCCAUCUGCGUCGCCCGCCUGGCAAUCGAGCGAGAGCAGCGCGGGCGGGACUCAGGUGAGCUCCGGAGGCUCCUCAACUCCUUGGAGUGCAAACAGGAUGAGUACGCCAAGAGCAUGAUCCUGCACAGUAUCACGCGCUGCGUGUACUUGCUGGAGUCCGAGGCCUCUACGUGUACUAAUGAUGACAUCAUGUUGGUGGGCUCCAUGCUGGAUGACAAGGACAACAGUGUCAAAAUCCAAGCUCUGAACACACUUAAAGCUUUCUCUGGCAUCAGAAAAUUCAGGCUGAAAAUCCAGGAACACUCCAUCAAGGUGCUGGAACUGAUCUCCACCAUCUGGGACUCGGAGCUGCACAUUGCAGGCCUCAGACUCUUCAACAACCUCCCACUGCCUGACUUUGCACAUCCACAGCUGCGACGGGUGAUGCCUGCCUUGAUGGAGAUCCUGCAGUCAGACUACAUUCUGGCACAGGUGCAAGCCGCGCAAUUGCUGAGCAACCUGGCGCAGAAGAACGACCUUCUCUAUGAUAUUCUCAACUGCCAGGUACACUCCAACUUCCUGAACCUGUUCCAGUCCGCACAGCCCGGGAGUCUGCUGCAUGAAGUACUGGUGUUUGCAGAGCGGCUGAGUGAGGGCCGGAGUUCACCCCACUACCGCGCCGUGAAGUGGCAUUACAAUGAGCAGUCUGUGCACGAAGCUCUCUUUGGGGAUGACUCACGACUGGCAGACCGGCUGCUUGCCCUGGUCAUCCACCCUGAGGAGGAUAUUCAGAUCCAGGCCUGCAAAGUCAUAGUCAGCCUGCAGUGCCCACAGGAUGUGGGAGUCCGGCCCUCCUGCCCGCCCAGUCACUCCUGCUUUAAUAAUGCGGAAUAAAAUUAUGGAGAGCCAAUAAAUGAGUAUGGGAGAGAAGCUUGAGGGGCAGUGCAGUGUCUCUCCAGGGCCUUCCAGGGUGGGUGUAGAUUUCAGCCAGCAUAACUUCCUGUCAAAGUGUGGGCCUGUCUCCCCAAACGCAUUCCCUGUUUAGUGGACAGACUCCCUUCUCUUGCUGCUUUUAUUUAUUUAUUUUUUUGAGUGAUAAUUUUUAUUGGAGCAUAGCUGAUUUAUAAUUUUGU